Messenger RNA from Ectocarpus siliculosus, 3639 nucleotides. The record is from the annotation of a GenBank genome assembly. NCBI's taxonomy places the organism in Eukaryota, Phaeophyceae, Ectocarpales, Ectocarpaceae.
AUGAAAAACAUCUACCACGGGACAACACUGCUGAAGCUGCUGCAUCACCCCCACAGCGUCUCCUUCCGUCCGCACGCCGUCCAAAAAACCCGCAGUUGGAGUAACAUUGCUCAGGCUUUCACCGAGAAGAAGCGCAUCAGGCCUGCGUCCGCUCCAGCCAUCAAACACAAAGAACAUCAGACCCAACCGAGCGUAGAUUCUGGCAGCAGCCGGGGUCGGGCGGAGACAGCGCGGGCGCGGCUGACGGAUGGGACGACGCGAAGGGAUGGGCCGAUGUCGUUCCAGCGCGCGGAGGAGAUACAAGAGGUGGUCGAUGUUUUACAGCACACCAUGAUGGCGCGCUUGCGGGGAAGACCAAAGAAGGGGGAGCGCAAGAAGGCCGCCGAGGCCGCCAAGAGGGCUGGCUCGGCCCCAGGCACGUCAGUCGUGGAUCGACGCUCGCACGGGCACGCCCCUCGGGUAGCGUCUCCUCGCGGCUCGGCGCCGGCGACGUCUUCGCGUGGUGCCGGCGCCGACAGGCGCAGAGCGGCCUCGGGGGCGAGCGGGGAGCAACGACGGAGACGACCACGGCCGAGCACGGCAUGGAAUCAUCGGGAACUUCCCGCGCGGUGUCCGCCGGCGAUUCCCACGGGAAUGGAGCAUGGGUUGAAGGCACGCCCGAAAACAGCUGCGGUCAUAGCCUCUUCCUUCUCCAAGAGUAAGAGGUCACUAGCUGAAGACUUGGGGCCACUAAGAUGGUCUCCCGGCCUCAUCGGAGACGAAAGCCAUAAGACCGACACCGACGGAAAGCUCGGCAUGACAAGGGCCCGAAUAUACUCCUUCGGAGCGUCCACGCAGGGAGGUGGUGGUCACGAAGAGGACAUGCUACGCGCCACCGCCAUUGAUGCCGCGCGUCGCAGCCGUCUACCUCGCCGCUGCUCAUCAGCCGGCAGCGCUCCUCGUGAUCUGCGUCCUGCGGUGCCCGGGAGACGAGAGACAGGGGAAGAUUCCGUGCGCGACGACAAGGACGGGGGGGGUGGCUCUGCCGCGGGGGGCUACGGCGGGGUCAAGGGUCGCUAUGGGAACGCCUCCUGCCGGGCCGGUGCGGACAGCGUCCACGAAGACUCUACCGACAGCUCGGAACAUCUUGGCGUUGUUGAUAUCUCCAAGGGAGAUGAUCUGAGCUGGUUGUUGAUGUUCUUCUUGUCGCCGUUCUCUCGCCAGCUCACGACAGUCUUGAGCCACGCAGAGGUCAGCGGAUAUAUCCGUGCGACCGGUGGAAAGCAUUCAAGCUUCACCAGUGGCAGCAAGCUUAAAGGCGGCGGCGGCGGCGUCGCAUCCAUGUCAGCGAUUCGCGGUAGCCCUCUCCUGGCUGACGGCAUAGCCAACAAAGGCACCAGUCCUGCCGCGCUCUUGGACAACGGGGGGGGCAGCGGCAACGACGAGGAAGCACCAACGGUGCCCGAGACUAGCAGUUGGAGUGGCAGCAGCAGCGCCACCGAGUCAGACAGCGGCGGCAACGACGACGAUACGGAGCAGAGGGAGAGCGCCGACAGGAGCGGGAGUGACACGAGGACGGAGACGCGCGGCCGGAGCGACCGGGGAAGGGAAGUAGGCACCAGGACAGUUGCGGGGACGGCGGAGAACGAGGGUGUGAUGCCUACUGGUAGCGCACCGCCCCAGCUCGACUGCCUACGAGGAAGGUACGCUCGCGCGGACUGCAAGAGUAAGAGUGCGUACGCCAUCAAGAAGGCAGCCGCCGCUACCGCCGUUGGCGCCGCCGGCGCCUCCACGACGGCCCCGCAAACACCACACGUGUUGACUUCCGCCACACGUUGUAACAAACGGGGCCUUUUCGACCGAAGCGGGGCACGAGAUCGAGGAGGAAGGGGAGGAGGAAGGGGAGGAGGAAGGGGAGCGCGGGAUCCGGCGUCGUGGCGGGACAGGUUUGCCGCCGUGCAGCGGCGGCGGGCGGUGCUGGACGAUUUGAGGAGGACGGAAGCGACCCGGCAGGUCAAAGCUCGGGCGAAGGCCGAGGCGAGGGUCCCCAACAACGCAUCGGUGGCGGCUUCGGUAUCCGUGCGAGGGGCGAAGCGCUUCACAACACUUGACGGAGGUGCCGGCAACAACGGCAACGCCACCGAAAAGAACAAAAACAACAUGACUAUCAACAUCAACAGCAACAAGAGCGCCCCCAACCCCGCGUCAUACCGUACCGUGCAGGCUGCUGUGACGGUCCAAAGAGCAUUCCGCAGCACCCUUCAGUAUGAGGCAUGGCUGGGAGAUCAGAGCGACCGAGACUACUUGAGCCAAGUGACGCUCAGAGACGGCGACGGCAAGCGAGAUGAACCAGAACCAUCACAUCACCAAAGCUCGGCGCUGAAAAGAUCACCGUCCUCAGCCGGCGGCGCCGACUCGAUUAUCUCCCGCUUGAACACCGUGAGGAGCGACGAGUGGGCCGCCCACAGGGCCAAGAAGCUUCACGACAGGCACGUGACGAUCCGACUGAAGCGAAUGGUUCGCGGCUUCAUCUGCUGCACGCAGGCGCGUUUCCUGCUGCUGCAGCUGCUGUGGGACAGGACGGAGGGCAACAUCCUUGGCGAGCGUCGCAGCAAGCGCGCCGCUGUUGAGUCUCGCGCCGCAUCUACCGUCCAGCAGCUCUCCCACAUCCGAAAACUCGCGGUCGGGUUGAUCAAGAUUCAGAAUAGCGCGGAGGCGUUCAAGCUGGAGCAACAAGCAAGGCAGGCGAAACGGAACCCUAAGAAAACGGCGAAACCCAGCGGGGACAAGCACGGAGGCAGGCAUCAGGGGGGUGGCGGGGGGCGCGUCUUUGACACAGCCAAGCAGGCUCGUUCUGAGAAGGCGGAGUGCGAGGCCAUUCUCAGGGAGCACGGGCGGCGGGGGCGGCGAUUGGUGGACAUAGCCGUGAGAGACAGGUUCUUGCGCGACCUCCUUUACUCUCACCGCAGGCAGCACAUCAUCCGAGAUCAACGCGAGUACCUCAUGGAAACGUCCCGCCCGCCGUUGGUGGACAGCCGGGACGUCAAGCGAAUGCUCGAGUGUCCGGCGGAGGAGAUGCACAUGUUCAGCGACCCCAUGAACUACCGCACGAGGCCGCGGUACACCCGCCUAGCACUUCCUUUCCGAGAGAUCGGAGGGAUUAUCCAGGAUACCAUCGCCAGCAACGUGAGGUCGGAGUACCGAGACAAGCUCAAGGAGGCGCUCGGCCCAACGGACGCAAGGGAAAGCGGAAUCCACCAGCAGGAACCCUAUUCUUCGCCGGCCGGUGCUUUCGCCGAGGAUACCAACACCGGCUGGGUGCACAAAGACGCCACCGCUGCGGCCGCACAACAACCGCGGCAGCAGCAGCAAGCGCCGACGGCGGAGCACGCGCACAAGAACAGCAACAAGACGCGAGCAUCGGUGAAUUUCGACACCGGGGCAGCGGCAACAACCACGCCACCGCAUCAACAGCGCGCCGCCGUUGGAAUGCUAGCGGCGGGGCACAAGCCGACGCCGGCUGUCCUGGCGCCGCAGACGGCGACAGCGGUGGCCGCGGCAGCAUCACGCUCCGCCGUCCAGGGAAGGGCGUGGCGAAGUGGUCGAGACGGGGCUGCGAUGGCGGUGCCGAUGAUGACAGCAAAAGCCACCGCAGCGUGA